Mollisia scopiformis is the source of this 909-nucleotide messenger RNA. RefSeq names its product NAD(P)-binding protein. The record is from RefSeq and is a predicted model, not a curated record. Bases 1 to 909 code for a protein of 302 amino acids. Lineage: Eukaryota; Fungi; Ascomycota; Leotiomycetes; Helotiales; Mollisiaceae. The transcript is spliced from 2 exons.
AUGACCGACACUAUCAAGAACGUUGCUAUUGCCGGCGCAGCAGGAAACCUCGGCAAGAUCAUACUCCAAGACCUCCUCGAGACCAAAAAGUUCAACAUCACCAUUCUCACCCGCAAAGCAAGCGCUUCCACGCCAGAUGGAGUCCUAGUCAAAGAAACCGACUACAGUUCCAAAAGCCAAUUGACAACCGCUCUCCAAGGCCAAGACGCCGUCAUCGACGCAACUUUCGCCCGAGACACUUUCACAUCCUCCAACCUGAUUGAAGCCGCUGUUGAAGCCCGUGUUGGUCGUUUCAUCCUAUCCGAAUAUGGGAACGACCUCGAUAACCCCAACUUCGCCGCGCUACCUAUUCUCCAAUCCAAAGUGGCGAAUUACGAGUUGAUGAAGAAAAAGGCGCAAGAGAGCGGCAUCACAUGGACAGCCGUAGCGAGCGGACCGUUCUUGGAUGCGUACCUACAGACAGGCUUCCUGGGUAUUCUACUUAAAGACAAGAAAGUGACGCUAUUCAACGAUGGGAAGAAUGUCUUUCCGUCUACGCCAAUGGCGAUAGUUGGUCAUGCUGCAGCUGCGGUGCUGUUACACCUGGACGAGACGGAGAAUCGCAGGGUGUAUAUCUCGGCUGUCUGUAAGAGUCAAGUCGAGUUACUGAAUCUGGCGAAAGAGGCGCUGGGUUCAGACGGUUGGGAGGUCGAGAGCCGUGAUAUAGAACCCGCGUAUAAGCAGGCGCUGGCGGAUGUUAAAGCGGGCAAGGUUGAUAUGAUGGUGUUUGGUACUUUGAUGCAGUAUGCUAUGUCGAAUCCUGAGUAUUCUAGGCCGUGGAGGAAGAAUGAUAAUGAGCUUUUGGGCGUAAAUCAGUUGAGUGAUGUUGAACUGAAAGAUAUGAUGAGGGGUAUGGUCUCGGAGAAAUGA